Molecule: messenger RNA, 2136 nt
Organism: Salvelinus fontinalis (brook trout)
Lineage: Eukaryota; Metazoa; Chordata; Actinopteri; Salmoniformes; Salmonidae
Gene: crabp2b
Product: cellular retinoic acid binding protein 2, b
Exons: 4
Coding region: 525-953 (142 amino acids)
Biological process (GO): fatty acid transport
Cellular component (GO): cytosol; nucleus
Molecular function (GO): fatty acid binding
Source: RefSeq, a predicted model, not a curated record
UGGCACUAUAUAAACGUUUCCAUUGUAACCUAAUGAAAAUGUAUCUAGCCUAGUUUACAAAACGCAAUAUUAUAUACUGUAAUAGUCAUAGACAUAUCUAGGGUCUAGAUAUCUCAGUCGGCUAUUUUCCGUGAACAUACAGCAACAAUUAUUGAUUCUUCCACUAAUGCUCGAGAAGAGGAACAGGCACCUGGACGCUCCGUGCGCUUUGGUUCCAUGAUGGAUUAUUGCUGUUCAUUACCACCCAGGGCGCGCUCCGUACGCUUCGACCAAGCAAGACAUAAGACAAAGAAGGGAGUUCGCCGAACAGAUUGAACCAACCUCUGAAGGGGGGGGAGGGGGAGGGGGAUUGAGUAAACGGAGAGAACCAGGUAACGGUACCCAACCUGAGAGACGAAAUGCAAAGGAAAACCAGAGUAGCUGCAAAUAGUUUAUUUUCACAGGGUCAGCAGAGAACUAAAUAGUAACGUUAUCUAUUUUUUUUCUGUAAGUAUCGACUACUAUAGCAAACAAUUACAUCUGAAAUGGACCGUACAAUUGCAGACUUCUCUGGGACGUGGAAAAUGAAGACUUCUGAAAACUUUGAAGAGCUCCUGAAAGCAUUGGGUGUGAACGUGUUUGUCAGGAAGAUAGCCAUGGCUGCAGCCUCCAGGCCUGCAGUAGAGAUCACCCAGCAGGGAGAGAGCCUCUCCAUCCAGACCUCCACCAGCGUACGCACCACCCAUGUCUCCUUCACCGUGGGACAGUCCUUCAAUGAGACCACAGUGGACGGACGCCUCUGCACGAGUACCCCUCGCUGGGAGACAGAUAGCAAGAUCAGCUGUGAGCAGAUUUUGCAGAAAGGGGAGGGCCCUAAGACUGCCUGGACCCGUGAAGUGACCAAUGAUGGUGAACUGAUUUUGAUAAUGAGCGCCGGGGAUGUCCUGUGCACCAGAGUGUAUCAACGAGAAUGAAAACUUUCAAGACUGUCAAACUUUUCACUUUGUGCCUCUUUUUUCACAUUUCUUAAUUUCUACCUGUUCCGUUCGCUUAUUUAAUCUUCCAGUCAUUCAGAUUGUGGUUAACAAGACGUCAGUGGUGUGCUUUUUGUCAGACAGAGUUUGACUGUUGUGAAAGCCUUGUGCCAGUUUAUUCUGAUGUUUUGUCAGUUUUAUGUUCUCGUAUUAGCUUGUAAUGGUAUCAUUCCUCCUACACAACUAAAGCUGUAUUUAUUCUCAGCAUACCACAUGAAAACCCAUCCAUAUUUUUUACCAAAGCAACUGUAAACCAUCCUCAAAAUGUUGUUAAAAACAAUUACAAAUUGCUAAUGUGUUUCCAAAACCUGAUUUGAUUCGCUUUCUGAUUCAAACCAAGACCUUGUCCAUCACCGCUGUUCUGACUUUCUCUCUCCAUACCAUCUCCUUUCAACUUCUCCUAUCCCCUGCCGAAGAUCUUUGUAUGCAUUCCUCAUUUGUUUUCCACCCCUCCCUGCCACUUCCAUGCCACUUGGCCUCUUUGGCAAGUAGCCUAGCGCUUAAUUGCGUUGGGCUAGUAACCAAAAGGUUGCUGGUUCGAAUCUCUGAGCCAGCAAUGUGGAAAAAUCAGCCAUUCUACCCUUGAGCAAGGCAGUUAACCCCCAACGACAACUGCUGCCUUUCUCUCUUACACACCCGUUUCUCUACGUGCUCUCAUCCCUCACCAUUUUGUUCAUUUAGAGUUUUUAAACUCCAAGAGAGAAUCCAUAUUUUAUGAACAACACUGUGUCUGGGAGACAUUUGGCAAGAACAAGGGGGAAAACCAGGAGUGGUAGGGAAAGAAUGAGAGAGUGAGGAACCAUAACAAAAUAAUUUAAUAUUGAGAACGGUGCUAUUCCCUCCACUCUCUUUCCCAGCUGUACCUACUUACAGCCUGAGCUCAAUAAAAGGUUCCCUGCCCCCUCUUCCCUGGACUCGGCCCGCACCCAGUUACAAAGGGUAAAAUGACUGCCUCUGAUUUGUGUGGAGACGCUUGUAGCUGCUCUCCGACUCUCCCACACACCUCUGAACUGGACAGCCGAAACAAAAUACAGUCACACUUACAUUAACACAUACUUGGGAUUAUGUAUUCUUCGAAAAUAAUGGAUUGAACAGUGCAGGGUCUCUCGUGCACUUCCUGAGG